AUUUAUUAGUUGGAUGCUGGUCAUGUCACAGCAGUGAAGGUGAAUGGAAAUACCCGGAAGAUACAGUGGAUUUCUUCCUGUGUGGACGGCUUCAAGGGACAAAUGCAGUGUGACAUUCAGGGGCGGACUGACCAUUCGAGCACUCGGGCACUGCUCGAGGGCCCGGGGUCAGUAGGGGGCCCUAUGACAUGCCCCUGGUACCUUUUAUAGGCAUUUUUGGGUGUGCUUUGAGUGUGGGCAAGGACACAGGGGCCCCAUGAUCCCCUAUUGCCCGGGGGCCCCAUGAGUUGUCAGUCCAUCCCUG
Staurois parvus is the source of this 304-nucleotide messenger RNA. Lineage: Eukaryota; Metazoa; Chordata; Amphibia; Anura; Ranidae. The record is from the annotation of a GenBank genome assembly.